Messenger RNA from Malassezia vespertilionis, 3138 nucleotides. RefSeq lists its product as uncharacterized. Bases 1 to 3138 code for a protein of 1045 amino acids. The transcript has a single exon. The record is from RefSeq and is a predicted model, not a curated record. NCBI's taxonomy places the organism in Eukaryota, Fungi, Basidiomycota, Malasseziomycetes, Malasseziales, Malasseziaceae. Gene Ontology annotation, biological process: endosomal transport; actin cortical patch assembly; endocytosis. Gene Ontology annotation, cellular component: cytoplasm; actin cortical patch; nucleus. Gene Ontology annotation, molecular function: calcium ion binding; actin binding.
AUGUAUCCUGUAAAUCAAUGGGGUGGGCUGCCGAACUACGGCGGCUACCAAAACCCACAAAUGACCGGCGGAUUUAUUCAUCCACAGCAUACUUCCAUGGGCGGCGGGGUGCCUCCGAACUUUAACAGUGCGCAAGGCGCAUCGUUCGUGGCCCGACCCCUUCGGCCUCCGCCUCCGCCCAUGUCUGCAGGGAUGAUGCCGCAGAUGACGGGCAUGUCUCCUGGAAUGAUGCAACAAGGGACAGGAAUGUCACCCAUGAUGCAGCAAGGCACAGGCAUGCCCAUGAUGCAACAAGGGACAGGGAUGUCGCCUAUGAUGCAGCAAGGCACAGGCAUGCCCAUGAUGCAACAAGGGACAGGAAUGCCUAUGAUGCCACAAGGGACAGGGGUGAUGCCGCAAAUGACAGGCGUGUUGAACGAUCCACGCAUGCGGCUCAUGUAUACUCAAUUCCUCCCUGCGGCACAGCCAUACUCCGGUGGCGCUCCUGCGGCCAGCGCAAUGAACUUUCACCAGGCCAGUCUCCAGCCGCAUCAGUUCCAGAACAAACUACAGAGCAUGGGUGCAUCAUCCAAUGCCCCUCCCGCCGCAGGUGCGAAACCCAAGAUCCCUUGGGCAUUGACCAAGGAGGAAAAGAAAUCGUACGAUAAUAUUUUUCGUGCAUGGGACGCCAAACGCACCGGAUUUAUUGGCGGUGAAGUUGCGCGAGAACUUUUUGGUCAGAGUGGCCUGGACCGCGAGACCUUGCUCCAGAUAUGGCACCUGUCCGACACGGAAAACAAGGGAAAGUUGAAUCAGGCCGAAUUCCACGUUGCGAUGGCCCUGAUUUACCGUGCACUAAACGGAAAUACGGUCCCUGUAGAGCUUCCCCCAGAGCUUGUGCCGACUUCUUCGCGCGACCUGGAUGAAUCGGUUGAUUUCCUCAGAGACCUGCUGAAGCAGGACUCGAGUGUGCGUAGCUCCACUGCGCUCAACCUUCCUGAGCCCGGCUCGAACCGCGGCGCGAAUUAUACUGAGAGCCGCAGUUUCUACCAGAAUCCUAUCCAGCUCAAGCCGCAGCCUAAAUCGAGUGCGGAUGCGGUCACGUACAAGCACCAGGACUCUGGCUCUGCAGGCUACCGCAGCAAAGGCCGAUACUUGGACCGCCGCGAAGUGCGCUUUGAUGGGCAGAGUGCAGCCGAAGAUCUUGGCGAGAUGAAACGCCAGCUUGAAAAAACUCAGCGAAUGCUGGAAAAGACAGGUGUACAGGACGACGAAGACCGCGAAUUGGAGCGCGAGAUGGAAGAUGCUAGGUACUCUAUUCGGCGGCUACAGGAUGAUAUUGAGUAUUACAAUGCCCGCGACGGCGCACAUGCCAAUGACCAGCGGCGCAGAGCGGAGCGCACGCUGAUGCAGUUAUUGCACGAACGUCUUCCAGAGCUCGAGUCGCGUUUGGAGAAACGGCAGUCGCGCGAUCGAGAAAGGCGUGUACAGUCGAGCAAAGAGCGAGAUGCACGCAACAAUGAUCGGUACGCACAUUUGAAAGACGAUCCUGUAAAGUCCCCUGUCUUCACUACGGAAAGUGCGGCGCCGGCGGCAGCACCAGCACCGGCACCAGCGGCAGCACCAGCACCAGCGAGUGCGCCGCCUGCGAUGCUAACAGGCACAGAGCGUGAGGCGUGGAUUCGUUCCGAGGCUCAGCGUCGUGUACAGGAGCGCAUGCGGAUGCUCGGUGUAGGCGGCUCCGUGAGCCCUGGAAAUCAAUCACCGAGCAUGGAUACCAGUGUAGAGGAGCGCUUACAAGCGGAGAAACGUGAGGCAGAAAAGCGCGCUGCACAAGCCGAUCGUGAAGCGGCGGAUCGCGAGGAAGCGAGGCGUACGCGUCUACGCGAGCAAAAGCUGAGUCGAGCGGCGCCGCCGCCGCCGCCAUUACGUACGCCUGCACCGAAAGCAGCACAUGCAGCUCCACCGGAGCCUGAGUCUUCCAGGACCAAUCCCUUUUUCCAUAUGCAGCAGGUGGCCGAGACGGAACAUUCGAUUGCUACAAAGCGAGAGCCUGAGCCAAUCGCGGAGCCCGAGCCUGAGCCAGUUGCAGAGCCCGAGUUUGAGCCAGUUGCGGAACCCGAGCCUGAGCCAGUUGCGGAGCCCGAGCCUGAGCCAUUUAUGGAAUUCGAACAAGAGUCCGGACCACCUGUGGAGCAUGCUUUAUCUGCGCCUGCUGCACCACCCAGCAACUUGCCCAUGCCUCAACGCGCUGUGCCGCCCAGUGCCCCCAAAUCGUCAAACAUGCCUGUUCAACUUCCUCCGUCACAUGACGAUGAUUGGGACGAAGAGGAUGAGGAGGAUGAGGACGGCCCUGGCUUGAGCUCGCGUGUCACUCGUCAGCACUUGGCGCAGCAGUUAUUCAGCGGCGUUGUGUCCAGUGCGCCUGCUACGCCCCCUCCAGCACCGGCACCGCCCCCUCCAGCAUUAACGCCUCCAGCUCCCAAGACCUCCGCUGUGCAACUCGACGAAGAGCCCGGCGAUCGCAAUGCGCUUCUCUCCCAAAUCCGUGGAGGCAAGUCCUUGCGCAAAGCCAGCGUGAAUGACCGAAGCAAUGCGACCACUGCCGGCGCCGUAUUGGGUUCUGCAUCACCACCUCAAGGUCUUUCUUUGGCGUCUGUGCCCGAGUCAGAAGCGCUGGAAGCAGCGCCUGCCGAGGCGCCGCAUUUCCCUGGCAGUUUUGAAGAGCCGACCGAUGAGCUUGCUGCACAGCCUGUGGAUAACCAAGACGAUCUAGGGUUUGACAUGACGCGCUCUGUGCUUUUCCGCACAAUGUAUCCAUUUACCGGAGAACAAGGGAUGCUUUCGUUUGAUACUGGCGAAGUGCUUAUCGUGCACCCUACACUUGACGGACCAACAAUUGAAGGCGAUUGGACUUACGGUGCGCUUCUUUGUGCGCCUGCGCACAAAGGGUUGAUCCCAGUUGCGUACGUGGCCUCUAUAGAGGAAACGAUUGGCGCUGAGGCGUUGUACGAUUACAACGCCGCAUCCCCCGAAGAAGCAUCUUUCAAGGAAGGCGAAGUGCUGCAAAUUGUGGACCAAAGUGACCCUGAUUGGUGGCUUGUUGUGCGUGGUGCCAAAUGCUUGCUCGCCCCAGUAAAUUACAUGCAAGUAGCGUAA